Messenger RNA from Ipomoea nil (Japanese morning glory), 2078 nucleotides. RefSeq names its product SWR1-complex protein 4-like. Gene Ontology annotation, biological process: chromatin remodeling; negative regulation of transcription by RNA polymerase II; DNA repair. Gene Ontology annotation, cellular component: NuA4 histone acetyltransferase complex; Swr1 complex; nucleus. Bases 419 to 1765 code for a protein of 448 amino acids. Lineage: Eukaryota; Viridiplantae; Streptophyta; Magnoliopsida; Solanales; Convolvulaceae. Gene Ontology annotation, molecular function: transcription corepressor activity. The record is from RefSeq and is a predicted model, not a curated record. The transcript has 17 exons.
GCUUUCGAUAACCUUAAGCAUCCAAUGUGUAAUUGCUUUAUGCGGUCUGCCAUACUGCCUCGCCCUACCUGGACCGCCUACCGCCAAUUCACAUCCUGCUUCUCUGUGUUUCUGCCAGCCUCCGACCCCCGUAAGCAGCCAAGCCAGUUGCCGUUCGUCCGCCAGAGAUCUGCAACGCGUCCGUCUGGCAGAAUAGCUGAUGGAAGGCUUUAUUCACAAAAUCAUGAAUAAAUUUUGAUUUAUUAUUCAUAUGUAUUUGAUGGAAGGGCUUUGGCAGUUUAUGUUUUGAACCCAACCUGAUUUAAUCUAAUGUAUUCGAUUUUCAUCAUAUAUAGAUAUAUAUUAGCAAAUUAUAUUUUCGUUAUAUAGCAAUAUCGAAGAACAGCGGAAGCAAACCCUAAUUUGUUGGAAAGAUCAGAUGGAUGCAAAGGACAUUUUAGGGCUACCGAAGAAUUCACUGUCCAUACCCCAAGAAAAGAAGUCUAGACCUCCGAAAGAGUCUCAACGCAAACCCGAUGGCAUUUCACGAGAAGUUUACGCCCUUACAGGAGGUCUGGCACCUCUCAUGCCUGCUAUUGAUAUCAAUCAUUUGAAAAGACGAACACAGGCAGAGAAUGAAAAGAUUACAUGGCAAUGGCUUCCUUUUACAAAUUCUGCCCGAAAUGACAAUUUGCAACUAUACCACUGGGUGAGGGUUGUAAAUGGUGUUCUGCCAACAGGCGAUUAUUCCUUUGCUAAGUAUAACAAGUCAGUGGAUGUGAUUGAAUAUACAGAUGAGGAGUAUGAGAAAUAUUUGACUGAUCCCAUGUGGACCAAGGAAGAGACAGGCCAAUUAUUUGAGUUGUGUAAGAGGUUUGAUCUACGGUUCACUGUGAUAGCCGAUAGGUUUUCAUCGUCACGUACGAUUGAGGAGCUUAAAGAUCGUUAUUAUACUGUAUCUCGAAUUGUCUUGAAUUCAAGGGCUGCAUCUUCUAUUGAUGUUGCUGGGCAUCCUAUUAUUAAGGAACCAUACAAUAUGCCUCAAGAGAUUGAAAGGAAACGUGCAUUGUCCAUGGUACUUUCGCAGACAAAGCAUCAAGAGCGCAGAGAUGCAGAGGUCCUUGCUGAAGCAAAGAAAAUAAUAGAAUCCCGUAAAGUUGCAAAGGCUGCUGAAGAUUCAGAGCUACCAAUCAUGUCAGAUACUUGCCCAGAAGGUUUGGAUAGGGCCAUUAAUGUUGAUCCUGUCUCAACUUCCCCAAAUGCUCAAUUUCCCUCUGGCACAAGUGCUGCUCCAAUAUCAGAAACUGCUUCUGCUUUAGCUUCUCUUCACAUGUUGGGGGUAUACUUGCGUACAUAUGCGCUAGAACAAAUGGUGCAAGAAGCAAGCUCAUCAGCUGGACUACGGACUAUUAAGCGUGUUGAGCAAACUUUACAAGACCUAGGGGUUAAUUUGAAGCCAAAAGUCCCAACUAAACUUGUAUGUGCUGAGCAUCUUGAACUUAGAAAAGAAAUUUUGACCCUUUUGAAUCUUCAGAAACAGUUGCAAUACAAGGAGGCCGAAGGUUCAUCUUAUCGUGAUGGUUCAUAUUCUGAAACUCCUGGUUCACCGCCAAAGCGGUCACAGCGUGGAGUUGAUCAGGACCGAACAUUCAUUCCUGACUUAAGUUUUGGAGGGGAAAGAGUUGGUAAAAGGGAUCAAAAACGGAAGACACCUGGAACACCCAAAUUUGAAAGCUCACCAGCAACCUCAAAACGGCCACGGAAGUUGAAAGCUUCAGAUGGAUAGGCUUGGCAGGAGCACUGCCUUUCUGAGAAUGUUUCCUCGGGUGUUGUGGUGUGCUUAAGCUCUUGAAUUGGUUUUAGCAAAGCAUUUUAGAAUCUAAUGCUUUAUGAAAUGUGGAGUCUGCUUUUUGUUCCUGCAUGGGUGGUGAAAGCGCACUGGCACAUCUCUGAAUCUGACAAGUUAACAUUUUUAAGUUUCAGCUAUCUAAUCUAAUCUGUAUAUUCCCGGAAUUAACGGAGUAUUUCUUAAGUUAACAUUUUAAGUUUCAGCUAUCUAAUCUAAUCUGCAUAAUUUAUCCGAUAAAUCAUUUAAGUAA